UAUUAAUAAAUUAGAUACUUUGAAAGUAUAUUAUUUCUUAGCAGAGUUUAUGUAAUUUGUUUUCAGCUGUGAAUCACAAAUAUCCCACUCUACUCUUUAACUCACUAGCUAAUGCCUCGUAUUUAUCAAACAAUGAUAAAGUCCAUUAGCAAGAUAAGUUAUAUAAAUUCAUAUACACAUCAUUCUCAUCUUUAUUCUAGAAUUGGUUACAUUUAUAGUUAAUUCGUUACCUUAUAACAUCAAUCUAUGCAUUGUUGAUAUAAACAGUGACUGAUACAAAUAAAUAGUGUCAUUUAAGAUAAGAUAUUAAAUAAAUUGCAUUUUAAUUGCGACGCUCAUAAAAUCAGGAAAAAAAAUAUAAGUCAAAAUGUGUACUACAUUGAGUGAAGUGAAUGAUCAGUUCACAGAAGAAGUGUUAAUAAAUAUCCUCUCCAAGAAAAACAAUGGGAAAAAAGUGCAACUAACAGAUUGGAAUUUUCAUGAGGCAUCUAAUAAAGGUGACAAUUACUUAUCACGUGUCUACACGGGCAAAGUGAGUGGUGUCAUCGAUGGCAAUCCAAAGCAACAUGUAGAAGCGAAUAUUGUCGUGAAGUCAAUGCCAAGAAAUUCUGGAUUAAGAAAGACUCUCAGAUGUGACGAAUUCUUCUAUAACGAAAUCAUUUUUUAUACAGAGAUCGCCUCCAGAUUUGAAAACUUUUUGGCAGAAAAGGGACAAAGCGAUUUGUUAUGCAUUCCACAUUACAUAAUCUCGUCUACAGAUAGCGAAAACGGUUUUCUAAUCUUAGAAGAUGGCUUUUCCUUAGGAUUUCGUAAAGUAUCGCGACAAAAUGUUUUCGAUUGGGCGGAAUGUAUAGCGGUUUUGAAGACAUUAUCCAGAUUCCAUGCGAUCUCCUUUGCAUACAAAGACCAAAGAAAGGAAGAAUUCGCAAAAAUGACAAAUUCCUUAAAAGAAACCCUCUUCGGUCACUGGGAUUGGUACAAAGGUUAUCACGAAAAGGUACAAGUUCUAAUUAAAGAGAUAUUAGCUAUCGAAUGUCCCAACAGCAAAGCUGAGAAACGAUAUAAUUCUUACAAAUUCGGUACUCUUUACGAAAAAUGCGCAGAAUUCUGCAAAAGAAAAGAUGCUCCUACAUCUGUCAUAAUCGAGGGCGAUUGUUGGCCACCAAACUUUUUAAUCCGGCGAACAUUGGGACAAAAUCAAAAGCAGGCGUUGAUGCUCGACUUCCAGAUUGCUCGUUGCGCGAGUCCUAUUUUAGAUCUAUCGUUCCUGAUUUAUUCUUGUACCUUGAAAUCAUUUCGUGAUCAACAUUUUGACGAUGUGUUAAAAAUCUAUCACUCGGAAUUGAGCGAUACCAUCAAAUUACUUGGGUCCGAUCCAGAAAAAAUCUAUCCAUGGGAUCAAUUUAUGAAAGAGGUACAGGAACAGUUCGGAUUUGGUGUGUUUGCCGCACUUGAAGCCAUUCCAUUAACUCUCAUAGAUGUAUCAGAAUCAUUCUCCAUAGAAACUGUUGUUGAGGGUAAUAAUGCGGUAGAUUGCGGUGACUUGAUGUCGUUCUCUACCAUCAAAACAGCAAACGACAGACAAAGAAUAUCGGAUGUAAUAGUUCAUGCUGUUGAGAAAGGAUAUAUAUAAUACGAAAAAACUUCAUCAUAAAAUCACAUUAUUUAUGAUGACAAAGAUAUUCGAUAUCAAUAAGCAUGCUAUUCCAUGUCUUAUCAAAACUUUAAGUACAUUCUUAUCAGUACAUGAUUCGAUACAACUUAGAAUAUUUGUGGCGAUGCUUCUGAUAAGAAUAAUCUAUGUUAUUAUCUAAAUAAAUAAUAUAUUUAAUUUUCUAUAGAGAAAUUCUUGUACAAAGCGAUUCUCGAAUGUUAGUUAUUCCUCUGAUCAAAAUAUAUUUUCUUUGCAUAUCUUUGUAUCAA
Messenger RNA from Pogonomyrmex barbatus (red harvester ant), 1923 nucleotides. RefSeq lists its product as uncharacterized. NCBI's taxonomy places the organism in Eukaryota, Metazoa, Arthropoda, Insecta, Hymenoptera, Formicidae. The record is from RefSeq and is a predicted model, not a curated record.